ACUGGCAACUUGCGAUCCAAAACAGGGUCUAAGUUAAUCAGGAUCAGGCAAUCACCUCACACCUAGCAUCUUCUCCAAGCUACUCCACCCCCAGCAUUUCAAGUUGCAAUCUUGCAGCUGGAGCAGAUGAUGGAUAGCACAAAGACAGAUCCAGACACACGCCACGAAGAUCGCAUUCGCGAAGCAACGUCGGGCUGGGCUAUGGAGACGACGCGGCGCGGGAAGAAGCGCUUCCUCCUCCCGCUCUCGCUCUUCUGCCUCGCCGUCCUGCUCCCCGGCGCGCUGCUCGCGCCGCCCGCCUCGGCGUCGUCGUCGCCGGCGGCGGCGCGGGGAAUGAAGCGCCGGUGGGCGGGGUUCGACUACUACGUGUUGGCGCUGCAAUGGCCUGGCACCAUCUGCCGCCAGACCAGCAACUGCUGCCCCACCAACGGCUGCUGCAGAUCAAAGCCUCUCAAAUGGUUCACAAUCCAUGGGCUCUGGCCACAGUACAACCAUGGGGGAUGGCCAUCAUGCUGCAGACCCACCACAUUCAACAUCAAUAAGAUCUUAAUGUUGAUGCCGAUACUCGAGAAAUACUGGCCGUCCUUGUACUGCAGCUUGUCUUCAACCUGCUUUGGCGGAAGGGGGCCUUUUUGGGUGCAUGAGUGGGAAACUCAUGGAACUUGUGCGUACCCUGAAAUACAGGAUGAAUAUGAUUACUUCUCCAGAGCACUUUAUCUUUACAGAAAAUAUGAUGUUACGAAAGCUUUGAGAAAAGCACAUAUUUGGACUAGAAGCAGCAGAAGAUACGCCGUUGGGCAUAUUGUUGCUGUUAUUGAAUAUGCAUUUGGGGCCAUGCCAUCAGUGGUCUGUAAGCAUGGCUCAGUUCAAGAAAUUAGGCUCUGCUUCCACAAGGAUUAUCAGCCUCGUGAUUGCACAUUUGAGACUGACAAUACACUAAGCAGAAGAAGUCAUUGCCCUCGCUAUGUCACUUUUCCAUCGUAUGAACCAUUUGCGCUGGCCAAUACUACGGAGGGAAUCAGUAACCAAACCAUUGGUGAGCUACACGCGUAUGGCUGAGUUCAGUUCGGAUUCUGCUGGAUUCUGAAUUUCAGACGAGUCCGAUCCAUACUCCGAUGACCAAGGUGUACAUACAGAGCGACGUCACGAUGUGUAAAAAUAAAACUGCCAGGCCUGCCUGGUCCUGUAAUUCCUGCACAAUCUCGAAUAAUAUGCAGAAUAACAGAGACCUGUGUUACGUCUUCA
This is a messenger RNA of Phragmites australis (common reed), 1245 nucleotides long. RefSeq names its product ribonuclease 2-like. Bases 127 to 1059 code for a protein of 310 amino acids. Gene Ontology annotation, molecular function: ribonuclease T2 activity; RNA binding. Gene Ontology annotation, cellular component: extracellular region. The transcript has 9 exons. The record is from RefSeq and is a predicted model, not a curated record. Gene Ontology annotation, biological process: RNA catabolic process. Lineage: Eukaryota; Viridiplantae; Streptophyta; Magnoliopsida; Poales; Poaceae.